This is a messenger RNA of Pocillopora verrucosa, 12395 nucleotides long. NCBI's taxonomy places the organism in Eukaryota, Metazoa, Cnidaria, Anthozoa, Scleractinia, Pocilloporidae. The record is from RefSeq and is a predicted model, not a curated record.
GUUUGUUGUUCUGUAGAACAGAGAAAGGCUUGAUGCUCUUUUUUUAUUAAACUCCAGCCUGUCUGAGAAGAACUCAGAAGAAAAGACGUCCACAAAAAGUUCCUAUUUGAAAUUUAUCCACAAGAUGGCUGAAGGCGGUCAUUUCUCUGUCUUGGAUGAGGAAGAAUGUGAGGAUGAAGAGGACUUUAUGCCGGGUCCUUUUGUGAAGGAAUUUAUACCGGCUCCUUUCAUGUACACAGUUGUUACAGAGCUCAUGAAGCAGGGAGAUGAAAACGUCAAAGCGAAGCUACAUGAAGAUGCAUUGAUGUGUUACACCUUAGCGUUAAACCAGCAGGCUCCUCCCUCCAUGGAUAUAGCCAUCAUUUCCGAAAAGCUAUAUCGCAAAAGAGCCGUGUGUUACUUUAAGAUGGGCAAGUAUCUUGAGGCUGUCCACGACAGUGAAAGAGCUAUCGAAAUAGCUGAUGGAACUGACAAUAAAAACUUGGCAAAGUCUCUUUUCAUCAAGACGAAAGCAAUCAUGAGUCUUGAAGAUUACGUUGCGGCUUUUCCAAUAGCAGUCUGGUGCAAGCAUUUACGACCAAACUGUUCGACAACUAAAACAGUUGUGAAUGAUCUGAAGGAGAAACUAAAGGAGGAGUUUAGAAAAGAUGAUUUCAUGAUCAAGGUAGUACUCUUUAAGACGCUUGAGCUUGCCGACGAAGUGUCUAUUGACCCAAAGACCCGUGGACUAGCUCUGGACUGUUAUAAUGAACUUCUGAACUUAUUAGACUUCAAGAUUUUACCCGGAGUCCAAAUUAGAAAGGCUGAGUGUCUGUUACAAAUGGGAAGAUGCAAAGAAGCAAAAGAUGUCUGUGCAGAGGUACUUUGGCUACGAUGCAAUGAUGUGGAAGCUUUACACCUAAUGAGCGAAAUUACGCGGCAAAUAAGACAAAACAAAAUGAAAGAAGCAAGAGAAAAGAAGAAGCCAAAUAUUAACAAGUCAGAGUCCCUGGGAGAAAACAGAAAGAAUCUAUCAAGCGCAGGUCCGCUCCUGAGCGAGCAACAGAGUAUGCAAGAGAUAAAAGAGUCUUCUUUGCCUGUUUUGAAUGAUGAAGCGAAAGAACAAUCUGUAGAGCUGCAUCCCGCACAAGUUGGAGGCUUGCAGACCAAAGAACAAGGAAGUAAAGAGAAGAAAAAGAAGCGAAAUAAGGAGAAGAAAAAGAAAAGGAAAGCGAAGAAAAAGGCUCAGAAGAAAAGCGAGAGUUCAAAAGGUCUACCACCGGUGAGUAACGACACGAAUUCAUCACCUGAGGAAAGUCCGGACGAAGACGACUCUCAAGCAACAGAUUCCGUCAUUGAAGAUCCAGAUAAUAGUUUUGGCUACCUCAACAUGAACACAGCUACUUUAACAUAUAGGCAUAAUGUUUCGGAAGUUGAUGGACGCGAGGAUUCUGACGGGGAAGACUUUACACUUGUAAAGUAUACUCGGCGACAAUCGCAAGUGAGAGGAAAUGAAAUUUCAUUAGACAGUUCAAGGCAGUUUGAGGAGAAGGUAUCCAGUCUUGACUGCAUCGUUUCAUCAGGCGAAAUAUUUCAAUCAUCCAAUAACGUCAGUACUCAGCCAAACGCUGAGAAGCAACGCUUACUUAAAGGCGGUACAGAAGAGACUGUAAAAACUCCGAUCACAGCAACAAAAGUUAAAUCGACCGAGCUAUCAUCUGAAACAAUUAUGGCAUCACGGGAUCACAAGGCAUCUGCUAUUACCUCUAUAGACAAAGUCAGCAGCUUGAGCCAGAAAAAGACUGAAAUCCCAAACCUUCACAAUGUCGAAGACUUUCCAACUUUGGAAAGAGAGCCUUUCGAGGUAUCAGUGAGCUCUUCUGGUGCUGCCUGGAGCAAUUCGAUAGCACCUCGCGUGCCACUUGGAGUGACAACUUUUCUGAACAAAAGGCCUGAUCAAUCAUCAAACGUUUUUCCUAUCCACCAAGGUAGUUCCUUUGGUUUUCUUAGCUCUCCUUCAACCGAAAAGGGACAACUGUCUCCAACACCAACCUCAGUCAUCCAGACGGUUCAAAACGGUGGUACUACAAUAACGACUAAUACGCAUGCGGAUCAGCUGACUGGUUUGAACAAUCAUGCACCAAUCCCGGAAAAGGUAUUUGUCGUUUGUGAUCACUUUUUGGGUAGACGGCCUCCUUACGACAGUGCACAGGCCAAGACCUGUCAAAGCUGCGAGGAUCUGAGUUUGCUAAAGUACGCUACCUGGAAUGACAUCCACCGUCAGUGGCAAGUAAUACGGCAAUUCCCUGCCGGUAUGAUUCCACCCACAGCUGUACUUGAUAUAUGCAGGCAUUUUGCAACUAGAAUGUCUUGUCGAAAAGAGCCGUGCACUUUUGCCCAUGGGGAGCUAGAAAGGCAUAUCUGGGAAUUGCAGCGAGAAGGCAGACUUCCCACCCCUGGAGAGAGCCUACGUAUGUUACGAUCCACAAACGCAACAGCACCCACACAGCUCAUAACACAGGUAAAAGAUGGUAAUUCCACUGCGGCUCAAGUGAUUAGCAACAGAUCAGGAUAUCUUAUGACAGCUUCUUGCAGAGAUUCAACUGCAAAUCCUCCUUCUGGAUUUGGUACUGUCACGAAUCCAAGUCUUCCAUUGAACACUUUUCGCGGAGUUCAGUUUGGAAUACCUUUUAAAAGCAUCCCUAUUAAAAGCAGCCCUAUUCCAACCACACCUGCCAUUUUUGCAUCCCGAGCGGCUCUUACACGAAUUCGAACCGAUGCCUAUAGAAACCUUACUGAAGACAGUUUUAACACUAAAUCUCCUCUCGUUUCAUGCUCAAUGCCCUUGGCACCUGGACAACCUCCACCACUCGUUCAACCUUUACCUACAUCUACUAUUAAGAUUGCACAAACGGUCUUAACAGGAGCAGAAGCAUCGGAAAAACCUAUAACACAUAUUGCACCUCCUACUAACAUGACGCCAAUGGUUAAAUCUCUGAAAGCAGUUUCACCUCAAAACGAUCAGUCUUCAUCUUCGGAGAAAUCUGAAAGAAGUUCAACUCCAAUCCACUACUCGGCACAAAAAUCCAUUCCUACUCCCCAGGAGGUUGACCAGAAUGCUACAUCCACCCAAAGUUUCAGUGGAGGAAGCCAAGCAAAUUCUCAACCUUCCACUUGGUCUGGCGCCCUCAAGUCCAAUGGAAGACCGUCUACACCGAUUCAAAAGACGACUGCCAUCCCUUCAAUUAACUCUCCUAACGAUUAUAGAAGGGUCCCUACUGGAGUAUACGUCGUGUGCGACGACUUCCUUUGGAAAAAUGGUAGGCGGGCAGCAAGUAUUUUCGAGAAAAGCAAAGCUUGUAAAGGUUGUGAGAACCGGUCGAAGCUCAAGUACGCUUUCUGGAGUGACAUUUGGAAACGGUGGGAGUUAAUAAGGCCGUUUCCAAAAGAGGUGAAAAUUACUGUUGCAUUCCAGGAAUGUCGUCAGUAUUCCAAACACGAACGCUGUCUUAAAGUACCGUGCUCAUUUGCCCACGGUGAGCAGGAGAAAACCAUGUGGACAAUGGAAAGAGAAGGGGUUCUUCCAACCCCACGGGAAGCUCAUACCGGAUCAUCUAGUGGCAUGCCAUCUGCCUCUGCCGAAAAUUCCGCAGCCAAGCAGCCUCCAGUCCGGCUGCUGCAUAGACCACCCCCACCAGGAGUGACAAAUGGCUCUUAUAAAUUGUGCAAGAGCUACUAUACAAGUGAACGAUGCAGAUUUGGCAGAGGGUGUAUCUAUGCUCAUAGCCAGGAAGAACUGAACGAAUGGAAACAGGAGUACGAUAGAAAAGUAAUGGAGAGCCGUGCGAUGGAAAUCAAAGAGAAGGACGAAGAGUUUUGUUCAGAAAUGAUAUCGAAAAUUUUAAAGGCACCACCAGAAGAUCGAGUGGAAUGUCUGGCCGGAGUUGAGGUUACUUGCACUCCUCCCGAGCUUAGUGUAAAACUUCGUGACAAAGAGCAGCAUAAGUGGACAUUUACUCUUAGCUUCAAGCCAGACGAGGUAGGAUCCUUACCAAAUGUUUUUCUCCUUCACCGAUACCACAGCUGUUAUCACUUGUCAGAAAUUCGCGUUGGUUGCAUUGAAGAAAAGCAAGGCUGUGAGACGUACAAGCUUUUACCCACAGCCAAGCUGGAAGACUCCUGGUACAAGUCACCGAGCCCAAUAAGGCAGCUUGGGCGUGUAAAGGUGGCUCUCACAGUCUCGUUCGAAUCUCCUCUGUAUGGAAGCUUUGAACAGUUAGUUUUAUUCGACUUUGGGAGGAAGCCUUACCUCAUGAAAAAACUUAAUGCUGAUGUUACGAGUGAGUCAAUAACCCUUCCCAUCGCACCAGAACAUCUCGCUACGCAUACGCCUGCAAUAUGGGACGAAAGGUCUGUGGAAGUGGUCAGAUUCGUCCACGAGACAAGAGAGGCUCUUAAGGCAGAACACUUGUCAAGGAAGUACAGUCUUCCCGGACAAGUAGAAAUCACUGAUGAGCUCCUGAGCCCUGAGAUCUACAAAGACGUCAUGCAUCAAUUACUAUUUGUGGAGGAGAGGUUCAUGAAAGAAGAAAUAUCACGUUACACCUUAAAUAAUGCCCAGCUACAUGCUCAGUGGAAUAUUUUCGACGACAUGUCUGGAAUGAAGUGUGCUGUGGAUGGCGAAUUGUUUGGUGUCCUCCAUCUGCAAGAAGAAGACGCUCUACGACCAGACGAUGCAGCUGGCCGUGUCCUUUACCGCAACGUCAAUUCUGUCUGGCUCCAACUGGCCAAUAGUGGAUCUAAAACGGUUUACGAGGCUCCAGUAGAGAAAGUUGAGAGUGAGUGCGUUGUUCUAAGACUCCCGUCCAAACUGUGUUCAGACCUAAAGCUGCAUGACACCUGUGAUGUUGCCGUUCAUGCUCAGUUCCAGCUGAAUCGGUGGCCACUUUGUCAGUUGCACGAAGCUGUUGAAAGACUUACCUCAGGACAGUUACGUCUCAUAUUCCCGGAUCCAAGUGUUGGAACUGUCAUAAGUGAAGUAAAAAUUCGUUGGCAAUGGCUUCUCGACAAGCGUUUGAAUUCAAAUCAGAAGAAAGUCAUCGAAAGGAUUGCUUCCCUUGAGGAUAAUGCCCUCCCUCUGGUUGUAUUUGGUCCGUUUGGAACAGGAAAAACAUUUACUCUUAACCAAGCUGUGCGUCUUUUGGUACAGCUGGACAAAUCCCACAGAAUUCUGUUAUGCACUCAUUCUAAUCGGGCAGCAGACAUCCACGUGGAAUUGUUGCAUGGAUAUCUCACCAUGAAUGGAAUACCUGCAGCAAGGCCUCUAAGGGUUUAUCAGCCAAUGAGAAGACUCGAAACUGCAUCUGAGAUAGCCAGAAAGUAUUGUUUGAUCAAGGAUGGUAUGUUUGUUUUGCCUUGUCGGGAUGACGUCGUUGAGCAUCGCGUAGUGAUUACAACGCUGAGCACAUCACAAGUGCUACUUGAUCUGGAAGUGUUGCACGGAUUCUUCACUCAUAUCCUCAUCGAUGAGGCCGCUCAGGCGCUUGAACCCGAGGCGUUAAAUCCAUUGAAGUUUGCGGGAACAAACACGAAAGUAGUCUUUACGGGAGAUCACAUGCAGAUGAGCCCAGAAGUCUAUUCGCCUCAAGCGCGAAGUUUGGGACUGCAAAAGUCACUGGCUGAAAGGCUCUUCGACCUCUAUGAAAAGUAUGAGGCUGAAGCACCCAAGAGGAAUCCCAACCUAGAUGAGGAAUCCAAUGUUAUGUGGCUGACAGAAAACUACCGAUGCAAUGAGUGUAUUCUCAAGUUUCCCUCUGAAAAUUUUUAUGGUAAAAAGCUGAUUGCUCGUGGCCAUGAAUCCCAACCGAAGCACCCGAAAUAUGGCCCCCUUUUAUUCUUCUCCGCACGCGGUAAAGAAACAAAAGAGCAAGACAAUUCUUAUCUAAACUUAUCUGAGGUUUAUGAAGUAGAGAAGAGGGUGAAAGAGAUUGCCGACAGUUGGCCAACUGUUUGGGGCCCCAAAAUUCUGUCUGAUAUUGCAGUACUGUCCUCUUACCGUUACCAGGUUCAAGCCAUACGAAAAAGCUUACGACAGGUAAAAGAUCUGAGGGAUGUAAAGGUGGCUACAAUCCAUAACGUGCAAGGAGAAGAAUUUCGGGUGCUUUUUAUCAGUACCGUGCGCACAUUUCAUACCUGCAAGCCUCAGCAAGAGGAAUUGCGUAACAGUGGAUCAGGUCGACAACUUUAUUGGGAAUUUUUGUCAGAUCCAAAAUUACUUAACACAGCUGUGACGAGAGCGAGAUGCAUGGUGGCAGUAGUGGGCGAUCCUGUCUCUCUUUGCACAGUGGGAGAAUGUCGUGGAAUCUGGAGAGACUACAUUAAGAGAUGUAAUAAGGCGGGUGGCCUAUUUGGGACAACAAUGGAAGAGCUAUCAAGAGAAAUAAGCGCUUCUAUUGCCAGUGUCCAGCUCAAUCCUGAAGCUAAGACGUUCAUUCCAAGUUUCGUUCCAAAGCUUGAGAAGAGCUUAGGCGCAAAAGCGCCCGAAGAGAAAACAAUAGAAAGUGCCCAAGAGGACGUUUAUGUAAGGCAGGUGAUAGAAGAGAAAAAUUUUAGGGAAGUUGUGGAAACAGAGAGCGACACCAGAGAGGCAAGUGGCCAGCAAAUCUCGAGUGAAGGAUCGGCGGAAAAUGAUACCUUGGACAGCAAACGUAUACCCAUUCUCAGCCUUACGGAGCAGGAUCAGGAUCAGGGUGAAGAAGAGCCUGACGACGACAAUGGAGAUUCAAACGACUUUCAAGAUAGCCUUCUGGAGGACGAGACAGUAUUUCCUAGAGACAUGGACGAAAUAAUUCAGGCAUUUGUCCAAAAAUGCGAAGAAACACUGAAAAUGGACGAAGAACGCAAAUCAAUUUUUGACGACUGCGAAUUCCCUUCUCUUCAAGCGGUGGAAGGCUUGAAAAAGCCACCAAUCGAGCACGCACAACACUCUGCAUUCAAGGGUGGUGCCGACAUAAAAGAUCUGUUUCCAGAGGUACGAGUCAUAAACGGCCGUAUUGAAGUGCGUCUUACUAACCUUGGCUUUUACAAUUCUCCCUCUGAAAGAGCAAAACGAAUCAUGAUUUCCUCAAAGCAACAGGAUUUUCUUGAUCCCUCUGUCUUGAUGCAGCUCAUUGCAGACGAACCUGAGAAAUACAUUGUAUGUAACCUUCGUCUUAGUCCCGAAAAGUCGCAGGUGGGUUAUGCAGAGGUAGAAGAUACCAAGACGCCAUCCAUUCACAUCAAGGGAAAGCUCCGUCAAGCAUUCGAUAGAGACAAAGUUGUUAUAGAGCUUGUUGAGAGGAAAGCCCGUUCAAAUGCUGAUGAAAAUGAGCCAGGGGUCCAAGGAAGAGUUGUUGGUGUACUUGAACACAUAAUAAGUCCACACGAACGUCAGUUUGUGUGUACAACAGAUUACGCAAAUCCUGCGGUGAUGGUGCCCAUCAACAAAGCAGCAACUAAACUGGUCAACCUUACGGACAAGACUUGUGAGGAUAUUCCAAUGUACAGAAAGGAUCACAACGGAAGAGCCAUAAAAGUAAAAAUGUUUAAAAAAGAGAAAGUCCUCAGCGGGAAGUACCUCUUUGUUGUUAAAUACCUUCAGUGGAAAAGAGACUUCUCCAACCCUCUUGGUAUCGUUGUGCGAUCACUAUCCAGAGGACACGACUUGAGAAGUAGCAUGGAGAUUGCGUACGCUGAGCAUGGGGUAAGACGAGAAUUUAGAGAACAGACCUUGAGGUAUGUGGAAGACAACUUUCCCCUAGGAUGGACUAUUCCUGAAGUAGAACGUAAUAAUCGCACCAAGGUUUCCGAUGCAAUCACAAUUGAUCCUCCCACAUCCAUGGACCUUGACGAUGCCUUGACGAUCGAGAAUAUAUCGCCUUCAACCUUCCGAUUAGGAAUACACAUUGCCGAUGCCAGCUUCUUUGUUAGACCAAACACUCCAUUAGACGAUGAAGCAUUCUCUCGUUGCUCUUCAUAUUACCCCCAAAACGGACAUGAAAAUGUUCCUAUGCUUCCGCGCCAACUUAGUGAGAAUUUUUGCAGCCUUCUCCCUAAUAAGGACCGUCUUGCAGUAUCGGUUUUCGCGACCAUUAACGAAGAGGGGAUAUUAGUUGAUAAACCAGAGAUAAAACGCACAAUUGUUCGAUCCUGUUGUCGUUUGAGCUAUGCUGAGGCUCAGAUGAUCAUCGAUGAAAAAGAUGCGAGCACAUCAGAAAUUUCAGAAGACAUAAAGGGGAAGGUUAGACGUUUAAGUUCCUUGGCACAAAAGAGUAGAUUUCAUCGCCUCCGAGAUCGAGCAUUCGAUCACUGGCAAAACGAAGGAAAUGACUUUGAAGCCCACGAGCUUGUAGAAGAAUGGAUGAUUCUUGCAAAUCAAGAAAUCGCAAAACUUUUAUCACAAAAGAACUCUGAAUUAGCACUUCUGAAGAUACAGCUGCCACCAAAAGAUCACAGACUGGCCGAAUGGAUUCAAAUGUACGGCAAGUAUACCAGAAUGUCACUUACGUUAUCCGCAACGUUCACGAAGGACACAACAGACGCCACACCACUAGAGGCUUUUCAUGAUGACAGCAUCAAGUUUAAGAUCCAGAAGCAAGUUUGGCGUGCAAUAUGUCAAGCCGUCGAGUCAAACGAUUUUCCCACACUUCAAUACCUGAUUUGUAACGAGAGUAUUCACCCACAAAUUGCCACAGCUGUUUCACAUUUUCGACGUAUACAGUCUGAAUCUCGAUGCGUUUGCGAAGGCGAUCAACCACCGGAGAACAUUUGCCACUACUCUCUCGGAAUACCUCGAUACACACAAUUUACGUCGCCAAUAAGGCGGUAUAUUGAUAUCGUGGUGCAUCGGCUACUAAUUGGUCUCGUCUUGACGUCUUCCACCAACUACGCAGUUAAUCUCCCUACUAAAGAUGAAGUUUUAAAGGUGUGUCGACGAUAUACAUUCAUCCAAGACAACGCACGUAAAUUUGAAAAGUAUUGCAGGAGGAUCCACCUGGCAACUCAGCUUCAGCAACGGUGUCGUGAGACGCGAGUUUUUAUUGAAUCCAUUCAGCAUCAGUCAAUGUGUCUUCAAAUCUUAAAUAGAGAAGAUGACCUCUUGGCUACUAGGAACAAAAGAAUUGCCCUCAGUCACCUCAAUUUACUGACUGUGGAUGAAAAAAAAGAAAUUCAAGGUGACGAGCAAUCGAUCAUUCUCAAAUGGAAAAUCAGAAAGUAUGUGGCGCCAGAUCUCAAGAGAGACACUACAGAGUCAUCCACUUCUAUUUACAACGGCAUUGACGAAGUGAUCGAAAUUCCUCUUGAUGUUUGGGUCUCUGUGUUGGAUAUGAUUCGAGCUAACGACAAGGAGAAUCUAACAACUACAAUCAAAGAAGUAAAAGAGAAGCUUAGCACUGUGCCUUCCAAUCGUGGGAAGGACACCUCAGCUCAAACGUCUUUUGGCCACGUGCAUGGUAUCCAUUACAAGCAUCCUCAUCAAAAUGACGAGGCACAGCCGUCAUUUGAAGGAACGGUAGACCAUUUUUACGAGAAGAAAGUUACACUCAGGAAAUACGAUUUCCUGUCUGUCCAGCUCUGUCCUCACAUGAUACGAGGAAUCCUCGAACCCGAUGUCCAAGUAUUUAAGGUAGAUGUUCAUCUUAAUAUCUGCAUUGAACACCGUAAGCAUCCAAGGGAGUCAUUUUCGCACACAGCGAGACACCAAGCAUCAAGGGAACGGUAUGAAAGUAUCGACGAAUACGUAGAGGCUUGGAAACCAGUUCUUGCUAUGGAGGCAGCGACAGAAGCAGUAAAGGAGAAUGAUGGGUUCACUAUUGAAAACCUUAACGUGGUAUGGAAACACAAGGCUGAUUCUGCAAGAGGAGAGUUUAAGCUUCCUUUCAGCUACUGUCAGAGCCGUCAGCUAAAUUUUUAUGAGGGAGAUUUAGUAUGUAUCCGUAUGUCUUACUCCAAAACGUCGCCUCCUUCUGGGGAAAGUGAAAGCCACGGAAAGUCUUCCAAAGACAAUCUACAUUCUGAUUCAAGUGGAAGUGCUAGUGACUUUUGGGUGGCACACUGCAUAAUCAAAGAUGUUAACUUUUUUAAAGAAAAACAGAAGGUAAAAGUUAUAAUGUAUCUUCAUCAAUCGGCGUCAACCAUACCAGAGGGACUUUUCAACGAAGAAGGUUACAGAUGUACUUUAGAACUCAUCCACAGAACACUUCCUCAAAGACGAAUGUAUGCAGCGCUGUGCAAUUUGGAACACUCAUCUGAGCUAGUUCAUGCCAUUUGCAGAGGAGAGGAGCCCUCAAAAGAAAGUUAUGGCGAACUCCCCACAAGCCUGUUUUUGACACAGUUUGGAUUUAAGAAGUUGAACACAUAUCAAGAGGCCGCGGUCAAAGAAGCACUUUGCCAUCCAUUCACGCUAAUACAGGGCCCACCAGGUACUGGGAAAACUGUAACAGGAGUACACAUCGCUUACUGGUUCGCGGAACAAAACAAGAAGAAAAAGUCUUUGAAGCCGUUGAAAAAAGAGACAAGUGAAACUGAAUGUGAUGGAGCACACAAAUCACCGCCUCAAGUUAUGUAUUGUGGACCGUCUAACAAGUCUGUGGACGUGGUUACAGAGCUCCUUUUAAAAGUACCAGAUUUGAAAGUUUUGAGAGUUUAUAGUGAUCAAGUUGAGCAGAAAGAGUUCCCAAUUCCAAACAAGUUGAAGCCAGCUCGAUCAACGAGGAGUGAUGACGAACUGAAAAUCUCCAGUGACCAAAUAAGAUCUGUAUCCCUUCAUCACGUGAUUAGAGGUCCUGAAUGCCCUUUUUCGGAGAAGCUCAGGAAAUAUGAAGAGGGAUUCGCUCAGUGUAAAGCGAUGAAUGAAACGAUAGGCCAAAAGGAAGUCGCCGAUUACCGCAAGACCAUUGGACUGGCUGAAGAGUGGGCUCUUCAAAAGUCUGGAGUUCAAAUCAUUCUUUGUACUUGCGCAGCUUCGGGAAGUCCUAGGAUGGUCUCUUCUUGCGACAACAUCCAGCAAUGCAUUGUCGAUGAAUGUGGCAUGUGCAUGGAGCCUGAAUCACUCGUGCCUAUUACGUGCUCUGGAGCAAAACAAGUGGUUUUGAUUGGUGAUCACAAACAACUGCAGCCUGUAAUACAAGACCACGUCGCAAAGACACUUGGCUUGAGUGUGUCAAUGUUUGAGAGGCACUCUAAACGAGCUACAAUGCUGGAACUUCAGUACAGAAUGCAUGAUGGAAUUUGUGAAUUUCCAUCAACACAAUUUUAUAAUAAAAAGCUACGUACAGCUGACGUGGUGAAGUCACGUGCUCCUAGUCCCGUUUCCUUUUGGCCUGCACAAGUGCGCCGCCAGAGGAAACUACCAAUUGUCUUCUGUCACGUUGAAGGGCAAGAAGAGUCUGCUCCCAUAGCAACCUCAGAGAGCAACGAGGAGUCCAAAAGAAACAUGAAAGAAGUUCAUAAGGCAGUUCAAAUAGCAAAGCAUCUUGUUAACCGUUACGUGGCCCAUGUGCGGAAGUCAGAUGUGGUCAUCCUGUCACCUUACAGAGAACAGCGAAGCAAAAUCACUGAGCUCUUAAAGGGAGCAUAUGAGGAUAUCAAAGUUACAACAAUCACUAAAAGUCAAGGGAGUGAAUGGGAUUACGUCAUAAUAUCGUUGGUUCGGUCCGUGAACCGUGACGAAAUAGAUCCUGAGCCUUCCCCUUCUUGGCUUCGUGAACAUCUGGGGUUCUUGACUGAUGAGCAUCAAAUGAACGUGGGACUCACUCGAGCACGCAGAGGACUUUGCAUUAUAGGAAACAGGUAUCUUCUGGCAUUGGAUCCAGCGUGGAAAAGCUUGUUAGAGCACUACGAAAAGAAUGGCUGUCUUGUGAAUGAGGAUUGGCCUUGGCCAUAAUUGGGUCGCAAAUAUAUAUAUGUAUAUAUAUAUUUGCUUAAUCAACAAGAACUGAAUGAAACUAAAGUCAGCGGAGAAUAUUUGAAAACAGUUUUUUCCAAGUUUAGAGCUUUUUUUGUAUUAUCUUCUAGGGAGUGGUACUUUUGUAGGACAAGACUAGAAGGAAAGGAAUGGAAAGGAUUUCGGAAACUUGGUGUGAUGAGAAUGAGAGGAUAUUCGGAUUUCUCUCUCAAGUCAUCUUCUAUAUCUUUUUUAAGUAUUAUUCAAAAAAUGAAGAUCAGGUCUUUAAAAGACGCGUAAAACUAACUUAAGCAGGAUACCGUCAUCCUCUAGGUAUCGCUUUAACAAUUUGGCAUCUGAUGUGUAUGCAAGUAGCAAUAAGCAUAAUUACUUCAAAUCAGAGGAGCAGAUCUGGAUUUUCUCUCCAAAAAUUUUAGACUGACAAUCAUUUUUUCCAAUAGAAAAUUGUUUUGUAUUAAACCAAUAAACCAAU